AGCUGGGGACCCUCUCCCAGGGUCAGCCCCCUGGCAAGGACUCAUGUAUGCUGCUCUGUUUGCCCUGACGCCUGCUGACAUGUCUCUUGGGCAGAGUUUCAAGUACCAGCUGAUAUGAUUAGGACCUUAGCAUAAUAAAAACUAAAAUGUUGGCUUGGAGUAGCCCAGUGGUUGAGCAUUUGUCCAGCAUGCACCAGGCUCGGAUUCCAUCUCAAGCACUAGGGGGAAAAUGUUUACAAAAGGUGUCACCCACACAUCCGCUCCACAUGGUGACACAGUGAGGGUGUGGAUCAGGGCUGACUUCAGGGCUGGAUCCCUGUGAAGGCUGAAGCUUCUGGAACUGAGGCCUGGGGACCAGGGAAGCUCAGUCCCUGGCCCACACUGGGCGUCUUGCUCAGAACUUUGUGCUUGGCUCUUCUUUCUUGGUUGUCACACUCCUUAUUGCCAGGUACAUGUUUGCAUGUGCCUUUUCUGUACUGUGACUAUACCUGUUUCCUCCCAGAAUCUUGGCAGGGGCCUGGAAUACUGAGGCAAGGUAGUGAGGCCCUAACUCAAGGGAGCAGUUCACCACUGUUUCCUGAAAGUAUCCUCUGCUAGAAGUGUGUGUGUGUGUGUGUGUGUGUGUGUGUGUGUUGUACAGUCCUGGAGGAGGGAGAACUGUGAGUGAGGGAUGAGCUUAGCUGUCAAUCUGCAGGACUUGGCUUAGUCCUACGUGCUCAGCACCCACUUGCCCCUCCCAAAAGGCGCACAGUGGCUGCGGUUGCAGCCCCUAGCCAACAAUAACGGUUGGUCUGGUUAUGGGUCCUGGGACAGCAGGACUGGGCGAGCCGGCCAGGCAGGUCCUGGCCUAGGUGCCAGGGGCCGCCCCUCCUCUUGUCUCCAGGUCCUGUCCUAUAGGGCCAGCCUGUUGUGGUUCUACUUGAGAAGCACAGGGCCCCCCAGCGCCUCUGCAGCCUGUGACACCCAGGCCAGCUUUUCAGGUCAGUUUAGGGGCUUGAUGGGGGGCAUACCCUUGGAAGUGGAUGGGUUUCCUCCUAAGUAGGACUUUGGCACCAUCUCCUUGAGUUCUUCCAGGCCUGGGGGAACCCUAAUCAGGACUGUGCCCCAAAAGGAGUGCUGGGAGCAGACUGCUGAGGCGGUCUCAACUGUGUCCCCACACUCACUUAACUCACAUAGGAGUGCUGCUAACUUACAUGUCAUUCGUUAGCAUUAAAACUUACAAGACUCCAAACUGGAAAAGUAUAGAGAAGAAAGUCUAGUCUCCCCAGCCACGGAUACAGCCACUGAAAGUAUUUGGUCUAUUUCCUGCUCGGCAUUUUCCUACACACACUUCUUGGCACCCUAAGUCUGGAUAUUCCGGGCUGGGUGGGGGCUGGUAUCUGCACCUCCGCGGCCUUGAUCCCGCCCUGGAAGGGUCUUGGGGGUGGGGGUGAGGGACACUACGUCAACAUUGCUGCCCCCUGUGGCUUUCCCGGGAGAGCCAGCCACCCUGGGUCAGGCCACCAAGAUAGGAGAGGCGGGACAAAGCAACAGCAGCGCUCUGGUGGAUCCACCCGGACGUGCUAUCCCGGGGUCUCGGGGCCUGUAAGGCCGCAAGGUCGCUGUGGGUCCGCACCCCUCGCAGGCUGUCGGGGUCCGGGCAGGGCGGGGCUCGCCGCGCGUUUCCGGGAGGAGCGGCCCGUCUGCGGCAGGUGCGGCGGCGCGGCUCGCAGCACCUACUAGAGUCAAGAUCUGCUCCUAUGGCCAGCCCUGGGCAGCCUGGGCCCGGGGAGGACCAGGAGGAAGAGGAGACCAAGGGAGUCUCGGCAGGGCAUCAUCGUGCAGAGAUGCUGCAGCAGGCCCAGGAGCUCUUUCUACUGUGUGACAAGGACGCUAAGGGCUUCAUCACUAGGCAGGACUUGCAGGGCCUACAGAGUGAUCUUCCCCUUACGCCUGAGCAGCUGGAGGCUGUAUUUGAAAGUCUGGAUCAGGCCCACACUGGCUUCCUCACGGCCCGGGAGUUCUGCCUAGGCCUGGGGAAGUUUGUGGGGGUGGAGUCGGCCCAAGGUGGGUCCUCCUUGAGGACUCCUGAGGAAACCUUUGAGUCAAGCACAGGGGGCUCUCUGGAGGAGGACGACGAUGUUGAGACAUUCUGCACUUCCUUAGAGAAGCUGGGAGUGGCCCGGGUCCUGGGCGAGCAAUGGGCUGUGAGGACACUCUGGGUCAGGCUACAGCGCGAGCGACCCGAGCUGUUGGGCUCUCUGGAGGAAGUUCUGGUGCGCGCGUCGGCCUGCCUGGAGGCGGCGGCCCGGGAGCGGGACGGUUUGGAGCAGGCGCUGCGGCGGCGGGAGAGCGAGCACGAGAGGGAGGUGCGCGGACUUUACGAAGAGCUGGAGCAGCAGCUGGGGGAGCAGCGGCACCGCGUGCAGAGCCAGAAACUACCCCGGGAGGAACAGAGGGGCCACCUGGAGCUGGAGCUGCAGACCCGCGAGCAGGAGCUGGAGCGCGCAGGCCUGCGGCAGCGGGAACUGGAACAGCAGCUGCAGGCCCGGACUGAAGAACAGCUGGAGGUACAGGCCCAGCACACCCAGCUGCGUAGGGCCUACGAGGCGAUACGGGCACAGCUGGACCAGGCGCAAGAGCAGCUCAGCCGCCUGGAGGGCGAAGCACAGGGUCGUCAGGAGCAAACCCAAAGGUGUGGUGAGGCGCCGGUGGGGAGGGUAGAGGGUCCCUUGCCCCCACCCUGCAUCUGGAUCACAACCUUCUACCCACAGAGAUGUGGUUGCUGUCUCCAGGAACAUGCAGAAAGAGAAGCUCAGCCUCCUAAGGCAGCUGGAGCUGCUGAGGUGCGUCAGGCCUACCUAGACUGUGGAGAAGUGGUCUCCAGCUCCCAGAUAUUCUUGGCUCCUACCCAUCUUGCUGGAAGUCCGCAUGUCUGCUCUAUAGCCUUCAUGCUGCAGUCUCUGUAAUCCUCUGGACUCUGGACUCAAGAGCCAUCUUCCCAACUCACGGCUUCCUCUAGAUCUUAACCUCCUCAGUCUCAAACUCUUCUUCCCUAGGGAGCUGAAUCUGCGCCUUCGAGAUGAGAGAGAUGCCUGUGAGACUAAGCUGCUGGGCAGUAGCCACAGGAAGGCUCUAGCUAUCGCCCACAAGCCUGGGCCCACCUACUGCUGCUGC
Peromyscus californicus insignis is the source of this 3156-nucleotide messenger RNA. It is a transcript of the gene Cracr2b, whose product is annotated as calcium release activated channel regulator 2B. Bases 1740 to 2948 code for a protein of 402 amino acids. Gene Ontology annotation, molecular function: calcium ion binding. The transcript is spliced from 8 exons. Lineage: Eukaryota; Metazoa; Chordata; Mammalia; Rodentia; Cricetidae. The record is from RefSeq and is a predicted model, not a curated record.